Messenger RNA from Miscanthus lutarioriparius, 498 nucleotides. The record is from the annotation of a GenBank genome assembly. Lineage: Eukaryota; Viridiplantae; Streptophyta; Magnoliopsida; Poales; Poaceae.
AUGGAUGAAAAUAUUCAAAUAAAUGCUGCAGCACACAACACUGAAGACCAAGCUACAGGAAGCUGCUGGGAUACAUCAAGAAAAAAAAAUUAUUCUGCGCCGGUGUCCAUAGUGGAGCACUUCGCACUAGUUCUUGGUCGAAAGCCAAACCAUUCAUGUGGUGCUAGCAUUCGUUCUGUAAACCAAGUGGCUGAGGAAAGGAUCAGACUGCAGGUGCAAAUUGAGGCUUCUGAACAGCGUGAAGCUACAGCUCAAGCACGUGCAGAUGCUGCUGAACAACGUGUUGAGGCUGUUGAGCAACAGGCACAGGCUUUGGAAGGCCAAGUUUCCACAGUGGUCGAAACAAAUGCACACCUGCAAGAAGAGCAGCAAUCCCAACGUGAUGAGCUUACUCCUUUGCGUCAAGCACAGAGUGGAGAAGUUGUUCGUCUAGUGAGAGAACAACUUGAUAAUCAAAUGGCUGAAUUAAUCACACGCAUACAUUCUGGUGCCUCGUAG